Messenger RNA from Tribolium castaneum (red flour beetle), 12623 nucleotides. It is a transcript of the gene spen, whose product is annotated as split ends. The record is from RefSeq and is a predicted model, not a curated record. Gene Ontology annotation, cellular component: nucleus. Gene Ontology annotation, molecular function: mRNA binding. The transcript is spliced from 13 exons. The coding region runs from base 323 to 11677 and encodes 3784 amino acids. Gene Ontology annotation, biological process: regulation of transcription by RNA polymerase II. Lineage: Eukaryota; Metazoa; Arthropoda; Insecta; Coleoptera; Tenebrionidae.
GCACGCUAGCUGGGGUGUUUUCGCGGCGUAGGUUGGCACUAGGUUCGCUUGAGAGGCGGAGCGAGCAGCAUUCGAGCUCUGGGAGCCCAGUAUGUUGUGUAGAGCGAAAAUAUGAGGUGAAGUCGCUCGCACAGUGUUUAGUGAAUUUUCCCUUAAAAAAAUUCAGUGGUGCAAGAUGUGAUUGUGUGGGUACGAGACGGCGGCAGUGUUUUGUUUUUGCAGUGCGACCAACCAUGAAGUUAAAACGGCUGUGUUGUUUUUUUGUGAAAUAGUGUCCGUGCGCCAAAAAACAACAAUUCCUCAAUGUGGUGUUUAGGGCAAAAUGGUCAGAGAGACUAGACAUUUGUGGGUAGGAAAUUUGCCCGAUAACAUACGAGAAGACCGCAUACGAGAACAUUUCAAACGGUAUGGCCGCGUGCAGAGUGUCAAAUUGUUGUCGAGGGGCGCCAAGGAGGAGGCGGGCGAGGGCGCGAUGGCGUGUACGGUGGCGUUCAUGGACAUCAAAAGUGCGUCCAAAGCCCACAACGCCGAACAUAAAAUCGACGAUAGAACUCUGACCACGGAGUACUACGAACCUGCUGCCAUUCCGUCCGCUGCUUCACCGCAGAACACGCCCUCCUCGUAUUCUACCUCUCCGGGUAGCAACAGAUUUCCCAACGGCCAUGGGUCGACAGAAGAACAUGCGAAUUUCGGCGACCGCUUCUACGAGAGACCCAAUAACAGGGUAACCGAAGGUGAAUUUAUCCGUCGAACGAACUACCAUGAUAAUUGUAGGGGACGCAACAGGGAUCGAAAUUAUAGAAAUGGUCCCUACAAUGCAAUCAUGGAUCGAUCUCAUAGGACACUCAAUAAUACAUGGUCAUCGUAUGACUCGACAAGGUACAAUAGUCAAAAUGAAACAGGGUAUGUAUCGACACCUUCGGAUACCAACGAGAGGCGGUCGUCCGAACAAACAAGUACAAAGAAAAAAACGAAAUCAAGAUCGGGAAGUCGGUCGCCGUCACCUUCGGGGAGCACAUCCAGCAGAUCACCAUCGAGGUCUCGUUCGCGGAGCAGCAGCAGCUCGUCGACGUCGUCCACCUCGCACGACACCUCCUCGAGCAGCGAAAAGCGCCCGGUGGCCAUCCGCGUGAAGAACUUGCCACCGCGCUCUUCGGACACGUCGCUGAAAGACGGCCUUUUCCACGAGUACAAAAAACACGGCAAAGUGACGUGGGUCAAAGUCGUAGGCCAGGGCGCCGAUCGCUACGCGAUCGUCUGCUUCAAAAAGCCCGAAGACGUGGAAAAGGCCCUGGAGGUCAGCUACGAUAAACUGUUCUUCGGGUGCAAAAUCGAAGUGGAGCCCUACCAAGGCUACGAUGUCGAAGACAACGACUUGCGACCCUACGAGGCCGAAAUCGAUGAGUUCCACCCAAAGGCCACGCGGACGCUCUUCAUCGGUAACUUGGAAAAGGACGUUACCGCUUCUGAUCUCAGGAAACACUUCGACCUCUUCGGCGAAAUCAUUGAAAUCGAUAUCAAGAAACAGGGGGCUGUGGGUUCGUACGCGUUCUGUCAAUAUUCGGACAUCGUGAGUGUAGUGAAGGCCAUAAGGGCCAUGGAUGGUGAACAUUUGGGGAAUAAUCGGAUUAAGUUGGGAUUCGGGAAAUCGAUGCCGACGAAUUGUGUGUGGGUUGAUGGAGUGCUCGAUUGCAAUGAGAAGUACCUGAGGAUACAGUUCGAGCAGUUCGGCGCGAUUAGUAAAGUGCACGUGGAUAGGGACAAGGGACAGGCGUUGGUGUUUUAUGAGCAAGUGGUGGGGGCGCAGUUGGCGGUUAAUAAAAUGCGGGGGUUUAGUUUGAAAGGGAAUAAAAUACAAGUGGAUUUUGCCAGUAGGGAAUGUCAGGAAUCCUUCUUCGAACACUUGGAAAAACAAGCAGGCGCGCCCAUGGACAGGACGGGAUUCGAGGAGAGGCGGGAUUCGGUCUCGAGGACUUUCGAUGCCACCACCAACAGAUUUUCAAGAUAUGAGACUCCCACCCGCCCCCGCACCGCCUCGUACAGCAGUCGCUCCAGUGUGGCCCCCAGCCAACCUGCCGCCAUCCCUUCGCCCGGAACUCCGGGAUCUGUAACUCCACGCGGGACCGGUUCGCGUUCCCGCCUCCGGUUUUCCGACUACUACGACCAAACCGGAGAAUACGGCCCGGAACGCCACUUCCGGAACUACGACGAGUUUAGUCAAGGCUCCGGGGCGUCUCAUGAAGACGGCUACGAACACGAAUAUCCCUAUACUAGCCCCUCAAAUGUGGAGACCCUACCACCGAUCGUCAACGACCAUUCCGGCACUCAGUUCGUUCAACCCGAACUAAGAAAUUUACAAAAAGAACGAGUCCAUCUACUUGAACAACUCGAAGAGUGCCCCAGCUCUGGAGACGAGCUCAUAAGUCCGAAAAAACGCCUGAAAUUGGACUUACUCGAAAACUCGGUACCUAGUGAUGUGAUAAUCGAAGCUAAUCGCGAUCACCGGAAAGUGAUGGAAGUGAGGAGGUUGUCCGAUCCGAAUUUGAAACACCAUCGAAGACCAUCAGUGGACAACAAACACCUAGCACACGACCGGUAUCUUCCCCAUGCCAUUUGCAAAAGGAGGAAGACCGCAGGGAGUGACUCCUCAAGGACUCAUCACUACGACCAUUCCGGGUCGGAAAGCGUCGGGGGAUCUCGACCGGGGACUCCCCUAGUCGACGAACGGCCCGAACACUUUCCGAGUGAGCCCCGACGCGUCCCGAGGGAACGCGAAGGCCCCCUCACACUCCCCCUGCCUCGAUUCGCCGCUCAAGUGAUGAAUCGCGGAAGCGUUUCCGUCGCAGGAAUCAAAGGCCAGAAAGACACCAUUCUAUCUAGUCCACCACCCGUUACUAGCCCCCGCAUCUCCAACCCUAAACCACCUAGUCCAGUCCCCGUGCCCCCGCCGGCAUCGCCGCCCCCACGACCGCCAAGUCUGAGCUCAAAUUCGAGCGACAGUAGUGACAUCACCCCACCAAGUCCGUCACUAGACGAACGGAUACGAUCACUGGUCGAAAAAUACGAAAAAUGGUCUGGGAGUCGCGCAUUAAGUGCUGCAGGAGGCGAAGCGUUGGCUAAGUUGGACGCCACAAGGGAAAAGUUCAGGUCGAGGCAUAAGCUACUCGACUUGGACUUGAAAGAAGUCCAACCAAGUGAAAUCGUCAAGUCUGUGAUGGCAAAAAGGAGUGUCUUCGAUGAAGAUUUAAAACGGUUGGAGAACGUGGGGGAGAAAUACGAACCGAAGGAUUUUAGUGCGUUUCCAAGGGUCACGACAAGUGUCCAAAUUUCAAUACCCACAUUACCACCGACAGUACCUACAGCAACCCAGCUACCUAAAACACCCACAAUGCUAUCACCGAGGUCAACUGGUACCAACGUGACGGCGGCCAAAGGUCUCCAGUACCCGUUCCCGAGUCACCCUCCGAGUCUCACCCCCACCACUCCGACGUCAACAGCAGCACCCUCACCGGCGUCGACGACAAGUACAAUAACCAGGGGCACCAACCACGGUGAUACCAGACUGAAACCGUGCGCGAGUGUCGCUAGUGAUAAUCGAACAUCUAGUAAAGUGAAUGUAAAUAGAAGUGGUGUAGUGAUAAAAACUAGUGAAAAGAACAGCGUCAACAUUCCGAGUGAUACAAGUGCGGUGGUGACGACGGCGACGACGACCACGACCCAAACUAGUGUCAAAACAAAACCGAGUGAAAAACCUAGUGACAAAGUCACAAAUCGGAGGGACUCGAGCAGUAGCGGUAGUGAUGUGAAAACGCGACGAAAUAGUGACGCGAAAAAGGAAGACAGUGACGAGAAAGAGCGCUUGGAGAAAGAGAAACAAGAGAAAGAAAGACUUGAAAAGGAGAAACUCGAACGGGAACGACUGGAACGUGAAAGCGAGUUAGAGAAAGAAAGGAAAGAGAAAGAACGUCGCGAAAAAGAAGAGCAGGAAAAGAAGGAACUCGAGGAGAAAGAAAAACGGGAACGGGAAGAAGAGGAACGUUUGGAGAAAGAGCGACAGGAGAAGCUCGAAAAAGAAAAAGAAAAAGAGCGGGAGCGCAAAAAGGAAGAAGAAAAGAAACACAAAGAGGACAAUCACGAGAAACGGAAAGACGACCACAGGCAUCGGGAGAAUCACAGUGAGAGCAAACAUAGAGAUAACAAUCACACCAAAGAGCACGAAUCAAGAAGUAGCCACGAGAAAAACCGACACCACAUUGAAAGAGAUGCCGAAAGGAGAAAGGAAAGCGUCAAGGAAAAUCGCGAUAACAACAUCCACGAAAAGAAAAACUUUGAAAAGGUCGAAAGCAGACACAUGAGUAUCGACUUCGACCGCAACAAAUCCUACGAGAAUAUCGCUAAAAUAGAUCCCAGCAAACGAAAAGAACGUAACAAUAGUUUACCGGCAAACAUCGGGAUUAAAAGGCGCCUCAGUGCUCAUGACUCAGUCGAACAUUUGGAUGAAGUGAAGAAGAUGAAACUGAGUCAAGACCAUAAGAAAUUAUCCGAAAGGCGAGACUCCAAAGACAGCACACGAUCCGACGAAAAAGCCAAGAGUAAACAUAAAAACAACACAAAAGUCUACGACGACAAAGUCAAGCAUAACAACACAAAAGAAAAAGAUCGGGACGAGAGACACAAAAAUAAACAAAAAUUGGAGAAACACAAAAUUAAGAGUAAAAGUCGGGAGAAGGAAUGUCGCGAAUCUCCUACAACACCGAAAAGCCCUGGCAAAGAAUUGUCAGAUAAGGAUUUCCUAGCUCGACUCGACUUACGUUCGAAUGAAGAAGUCGAGAAGCAGAAACAACGCAAAGAGAGUAAAGACAAGAAGAAACUCGAAGAAGACGAGACGAAAAAAUCCGAAACUAAGAAAGACAAACACUUGGAAAAGAGCAAAUCGCGUGAAGACUCGCGCAGUGAAGAUAAAAAAUGUCAAAAGAAAGACCGGACGAGAAAACUGACACAGAAUAGUUCCGACAAUUCCGAUUCCGACGAACCAAAGAAACAUUCAAUUUUUGAUAUUGUGGACGACGAACCGGCGUACAUUUCCAUGUAUGAUAAAGUCAAAGCCCGCAGUUGCAAAAAUAUGCAAAAACAAGAGGAGGAAAAACGCCAGGAGAAGAUUAAGGCCAAGUUUAGUCAGUUGAAGCAAAGUCGAGCCAAACGUGAGGAGAAGAAACGUUCUACUUCGUGGGACGAAGACUCGGAUUCGGAUCGCGAAAGAAGCGAUAAAAUCGAUCACAAAACGAAACGAGGGAACAAAAUGCUGAUCAUGAGUUCGGAUGAGGAUGAGCCGAGGAAGAGUCAUAAGAAACGCGAAAUUUACAGCGAUUCUGACUCAGAAAGGCCGAGGCAAAUCAAGUCUGAGCACAACGAAACCAGCGAGGAUGACCGCGUUAAGAGUAAAUUGCAGCGAAAGGGCUCCAAGUCUCGAAUCACGAGCGAUACGUCUGACGAUGAGUUGAAGAAGAAUCCGAUCAAAUCGGAGAUCUUCUCGGAUAAUGAGGUCGAUCAAGGGUUUGCCGAUUCGGAGGAUAAGCCCUUUGCGAAAGUCAAAGACGAGUUCAAUCGGAUUAUCAAAAAGGCGAGGGAUAAACACCAAGAAACGAUCGUUGAUCAGAUGAAUGCUCAGAUCUUUGGCGAUUCGAGUUCGCCGUUGCUUGACAUAAAAACUGAACGAUUCAAUAAUAGACAUUCAUUCAUUGAGAAUUCUUCGGCUGAUGAAAACAAUGAUAAGAAGGAACGAAUUGAAGUGAGGAAAAAGCAUAAGAAGAAGCAGAAACGCCAAAAACACUCACUGAGCAGCGAAGAAUGUAAUAAACUUGAGACAGUCGUUGAUGGGAUUCUCACAGAAGAGAAGAAGCACCACGAGAAAAAGAAACAGCACAGUAAGAAGGAUAAGAAAAGGGAUAAACCCAAGGAUGAGCGGGACAAGUCGAAAAAAUCGAAGAAGAAUAAGUCUGAUCUCAAAUCUGAUCUUAAACGUGAUGGGAAAAUGGAGAAUAUAUUCGGAUCGUUGUCUGAAGAUUCGGAAAGUGGGGUUAAGGAAUCAGAUGACCACAAACCCAACUUUCUGGACCGAUUUGGGGACACUAAUAUCCAAAGCUCGGUCUAUGCUAGUGACUCUGAUCGCGAACCUGAAAAACUGGAAAAAGAGCGCGAAUCGAAAGAAGAACAUCGCAAACGCAAAGAGAGGAAACGUCGCGAAAAAGAACGAAGGCUUCAAGAAGAAGCUGCUUCCGAGCAAAUCAAUGAAAACAGUAUGGAUUAUGCUGAUAUGGGCAAACAACUAGAGGCGAAUAUCAAGGACGACAGUAUGGAAGAAAUUGAUAAAAAUGAAAUCGAUGCUAGUCACGACACAACUGAUGAUUCCUUCCGUUUUAACGAAAACGAAAUUCAUGAGAAGAAGGAGGAUCGGAAAGAACCACGCGAAAAGAAGAAGAAACGCAAGAAGAGCAAGGAGGAGAAACAGAAACACCACCAUCACCAUCACCACGAUAAGAACAAGGUGAAGACCGAAGUAAAGAAAGAACCGACGACUCCUCCUGAGGAAAUCAAAGUCGAGAGUGAAGAAAGCAAGAGUCUUCCGAAUUUAACAGACCCGACACCGAGUCCUCCUCAAAAUAAAUCAUCAUCCAGUCUCGAUUUCUCCAUAUCUCCGGUACCAAGAGAAGCUUUAAUAAGUCCAAUUCCGAAAACCCCUACUACGUCCAAAGAGAAGAAAAGGGAUAAGCUUAUUCCUGGCUUUGGCACCGAAAUCGAUGAGAAACUGCACGAGAACGCUGUAAAAUCAAUUUCCGAGUUUGAACCACCGAAAGAAGUGGCAAAACAGGUUGAGGAAACCAAACCCGAACCCGCACCUGAAUCAAGUGAAGAAAAACCUCGUGUUGUUAUCUCGCAAGAAGAAACCGAAGAUGCCGUGGCAGCCCUUCUCGGUGAAAGCUUUGGGAGCGGACAAUUCGAUGAAUGUUACAAUGAGGAAGAGAUCAGUUCUACUAAUGACCAAUCCUCGAAUCUUGGUGAAGGCAAUAUAGCUCAAGAUGAUGAAGAAAUGCGACAAGCGGUCCAAAGUUUGAGCGCGAAUGAUAUUGACGUCAAACCUGAAACGCCGCAAAGCGAACACGAAUUGCAAAUUGACACAGACACUGAAGAAGCGGAAGAAACUUCGAAUCGAUUUGACCAACCUCCGAAAACACCGGAAAUUACCGAACAGCCGAAAGCCCCAGAACUACCGUCUUUCUAUCGGCCAGAAACAAAAGCAACACCUAAUAUCGGAAGUCCGCCAUCUUUAACCCCGAUUAAGCCACAAGUUUCGGUCCAAAACGAAAUAAAACGACCCGAGGAACCCAAAGUGUCUCUAAGUUUACCGAUGUUGCCUGAACAGCCGCGAUCAGUAAUUUCGCAAGCUUGGAAUAUUGAAAAGAAGGAUGAUCAGGCCAACCAACCGAAAAUACGUACUUAUGGUAGUCCCCCAAUUGUUAAAAUCACUGAACCGGCAUAUCCGCCGUUGGCAGCACUGACGAAACAGGAACAUCCACAAAUAAGUUCGGCUGAGCCGAUUAAAAUUCAAACCUAUCCAGUGUUGACAAACCAAAAGAUACAAAUGCCCGUCUGCGCGCCCAAAACUAGCACACCUGAUUCACCAAAAGUCACAACAAGCACCAAUCUCUCUCUAAGUCGGCUUCCUAUAACACCUAUCAUGGUUUCGAAACCGUUACAAGCAACCACGGUUUUGUUACCGCAGGCUAAAAUCGCCCACAGUUUAGAGCCCCCAGUUUUAGUUUCGACUUCUGAUCCUCGACCCCAAGAAAGGCCACGAAUGGUUUUCCAAACAACGUCAAAUAUUACUCCCCACUUUCCAAAUAUCGUUCAAAGUCCACCAAGAAUGGUUCGAUCGCUACCACCUCAAGCACUCCUCAUGCCUGCGAGGCAGCUACCACCAACACCAUAUAGUACCAGCAGCCAAAGUAGCGUUCCGAAACCAACCAUAAUAAUGUCAACCAGUCAACUACCCACUUCGAAACCAUUUAUGCCGGUUAUUAAAGAAACACCACCAAAAUUAGUAACGAUACCAGAAAUAAAGGUUACACAGCCUGCUGUUAUUCAACAAACUAAAGAAAUUAAGGAAGAAAAACCACCAGAAACGGAGAUCAGGACAUCAACACCGAGUCCGGUGAUUGUCCAAACACCCAAAGAGCCCGAAAAGAAACCUGAAAUUGAGGAACCUACACCACCACCACCACCAUCGCCACAACAACAACAACAACUAGCCAUAGAAAAAGUUACUGAAGAGUUGAAUUUGACCCUCAAGAAGGAAACCGACGUUAAGGAGGAAGUUGAAACGAAAAAGGAACAAGUUGAAGAGAAGUUAAUUGAGGAAAAAGUCCAAGAAACUCUACCUGAUCUCAAACCAAAACUGGAAACGCUUCCACUCUCUACUGUUAAAGACCAAGAGGAGGAAAAAGCCGACACUGAGAGUGGCAUAAGCGACAUAAGUAAAGAAAGGUCAAGUGCCGAAAUUUUGACCAAUAAGGAUGAUCCUCUCGACAACAAAGAAGAUAGUGAUUAUUGGUCGGCCAAAGAAGUUAAUAUCGACUCAGUCAUCAAGAUUUUAUGUUCCGCUGACGAACUUUCCGACCAUAGCAGCGAAACCGGCAAAGACGAUUGGUUAGACGAAUCCAAAACCGAUGAAAAAUCAGACGAUUCGUCCAAAAAAGAGGAAGUCGGUGACGAAAUGGACGAUAUUACGGAAAAUGACGACAAAGAAACAGCUGGACGUGGCGGCCGCCGAGGAGGUCGGGCCAGAGGCCGAAAAACUCGUGGUGGUAUGCAAAACCGUCGCGGUAAACCCGUCAAAGAAGUGGUUACUACCACUGUUGCUAAACGUGGUGGACGCGGCGGUUGUCGGCAAAAGGGCGAACGAAAAUUAUCAAAAUCUGAGUCUGAUGUUACUUCUGAUGUUUACGAAUUUAGAGAUGACUCUGACGAAAAUAAGGAACGGCCAAGACUGAUUUUGACUAUCAAAUCGCCGGCUGCAGUCAACACUCAAGCUGUAGUCAAGGAAGUUAGUAAAGAUGUUGUUAAGGAGCCGUCACCUAAGCCUGAAACCAAAGAAGAGUUCCUGUCGCCGGUUGCAAACACUAGAAAGUCUAGGAGAUUGCAAGAACGUGACGUUUUGAGGAAUACGGUUGAUGAUACAAUCGAAGAUGUUGUGAGGAAUACGGUGGUCACUAGGUCGAAUCAAAACGCACGAAGGUCAACACGCCAGGCUGUGGUUAAUAAACCUAGCCCCGAAACUCCAAGAAAAUCGCCAAGAGGUGGUCGGAAAAAGGAUAGGAGAGCCUCUGAUCCGUCUGAGGACUCCUCUGAGGAGAAAUCUAAAACCGAUUCGGAGACCAGGUCUGAGAGUGAUUUGACCGAAAUUGAGAAACCUAAAGAAGUGGAGAAAGAGGGAAUUAAAGAACCUCCGCAUGAAGGCCUCAAAGUUAAAAUGUUAAGACGCGUCAAAGGCGAAAUGCAAGAACCGACGAAUUUGAUCGAUCCAGUGACCGGUCUUUUGACUCCAAUGAGAGAAUGUGAAGAAGGCCGUUACAUACCAAUGCUCAAAACAGCCGAAGCUCAACAACAAUCAGUCAUCGCAUCGCCACAACAACCAAAACCUAAACCACAGAGCCUGAAAGCUCACGUCCUAUCAUCACAGGCUGCCAAAGCUGUAGUCUCCCAACAGCAACAACAACAACAACCCCCACCUCAACCCAUUCCCAAAAAGAGUAUCAUUGUGACAAGCCAACCUGUCACAAUCCAACCCCCCUUAUCCAAACCCACCACACCCCUAAGCCAGGCUUUGAACGUGAACGUAUCAAUGCCGACUUACACUGCAGCCCACCUAUCCCCCCGUCACACCGUCGCAGUAAACGUACUCACCAAAGCCCUAACCAAACCCCAACUAUCACCCAAUCAGAUGGCAGCCUUGAAUCAGAAACAAAUGAUGAACCCGAUCCUCACCACACAGUCACAAAUCAUCAACUUGAAACAGCCACCAAUCAAACAACCCGUCAUCAACAAAGCCAAACCAGUUCACCAACAACAAAUGUUGACUGGAUCGGUGGCAAGUCCUCCACUAAACAAAGGCCCAAUGCCAGGCUUGGGGGCUAGUCAGAACAGAAUCGUACAACCACCACACCCCAAGGGGGUGAUGGAGCCCCCGAAGAUCGAUGUGUCGCUAUCGAACGUGAUCCUCGGCCCGAGAUCCAAUCUCUCGCCCCAAAGCCAGCUGAGACACGUACCGAUGCCCGCGUACGAGGCGAGUUUGCAUGGGGAGAGGAAUUUGUAUAAUCGGAGCCGGAGUCCUCCGCCGGCUCACCAAAAUUCACCAUCACCUCAGGGUGAAGCCAUUGCGCAUUUCCCGCCGGGUGCGGUGCCCCUGCGGCCCCCACACGACCUUCCACCCGGCCAUUACAUCCACCCCCAUAUGUACCAACUGAUGCGGCAGCAACCCUACCAUUUAUCUCGCUCGCCUAUGGUAGCCGGCACUUUGGAAAAAUCAGGCGACGGCCAAGAGGGUGAAGAAGCCCCUGUGACAUCACCACCCCUUGAACUGCGCCGCCCUGGCUCAGUCGGCCUGGCCUUGACGGGUCGAACUGCGGCCGUACCCCAUAGCCUCCACUCACCCCAUGACAGAACAACAGAUUCGCCUCAAGUCGGCCAAGUCUACAACGUGCACACUGCGCGAAUGCAACACUACCAUUCCACCGGUCGUUACUACGAACAAACGGCCGAGCCCCCACCUGCCCACCGCCCCCUUACGAGCCACACCUCGCUCACAGCCCUCCCCAACGACCGGUCCAUGUCCCACAUGGCGGCGUUGGGGGCCCCCGAACGCCCCCUCAGCAUGCAACCGGACCGGCCCCUCAGCUCGCACUCGGCUCUGGCGGCUCACAUGGGCCCCUUGGGCACCCCCGAGAGGCCCAUGUCGACCCACUUACCCGCGAUGGGGGCCGGACUCGGAGCCGCCGGGAAUCUCAUGGGGGCUGUGGCCAGACAUGUGGGGGUGGAUGCACCCGCCAGUCAACGCGGCCUGCAAGCUGCGACGCCGCCACACGCCAGUCAAGUGCCACCGCAAGCCGAAAGUCUUUUCAUGCUCUUAAAACAAUAUCCAUGCAUGUGGCAAGGGUUGCUAGCUUUGAAGAAUGAUCAAGCGGCUGUUCAAAUGUAUUUCGUUUCGGGUAAUGAUUCGGUGGCCAAGUGCAGUUUGCCCAAGAAUACAGACGGGUCGACUCCACCCUUGAGGAUUUUCCAAAGGAUGAGGCUGGAGCCGCCUCAGGUUGAGGGAGUCGCCAGAAAAAUGCAGAUGGAGAACGAGCACUGCAUGCUUUUGGCGCUUCCUUGCGGCCACGACCACAUGGACGUACUUAAACAAUCAACGAAUUUGACCAACGGUUUCAUCACUUACUUGCAACAGAAGCAGGCCGCCGGGAUCGUGAACGUGGCCGCCCCGGGAACCACCCAACCUCCGGCUUACGUGGUGCACAUUUUCCCGUCGUGCGACUUCGUGAACGAGAACCUGCGCCGGAUAGCCCCCAGCCUGCUCGAGCGCGUGGCCGACAUCGCCCACCUACUCAUCGUAAUAACUACAGUGUGAUAGCAUGAUUGUUUCAGUAUUUCGUUCACUCUGACACUGGAAAUGACUACUUUAACCACAAUGUGUGUCUUACUCUCACCGAUUUUUUUCGCAAAAUCUCGAAAUGUGGACGUUAUCCAAAACUGGAAUUACUUAAAAUAUAUUUAAAAGUUUCACUGUGAUUUCUUGACAAACGUUAUUUACUAUUAUUAAAAAAAUGAUAAAACUAUUAAAAAAACGCUAAAAUUAACUUACUACCUAUUUAAGAAGAUCUCAUAUUGAAUUUAGUUAUACAAUUUUUUCUUGUUUGAAAGAUCUUUAUUUUCGUACGUGUACACGUUCGGGGCAUACUUGCAAUAUUUGCAAGUAUGCCGCGAAAGUUAUUUUAAGUUUGACUUUGGGAUUUUGGUGCUCUAGGUUUAUUUUUUUAUCAUUUUAUUAUCACACGAGCGCGCUCGCCAGCGAGCGCGUUCGUGUGACUCUUAUUUUAAUACUUUCUACUAGAGCGUUUAUAUAGUUUUUGUUAUUAUUUUUUGGGUUUAUUUUGUAGAAAGUAUGGAAAUGAGUUGUGCAACGCAAUCUCAAAGUUUUGUUGCGGCUUCAGCAAGGCUGUACAUUUCAAAUUAAACGUUACCCGUUUGUAGUUUGAAAAUAUGGCUAAUAUAAAUAAACAAAAAAAGUAUAUAGACAUAAUAUAUAAAUAUGUAGCAUAUAUGAUUAUAUGAAGAAAUCAAUCAUUUUUUAAAUUACAAUGUAAUAUAUAUGUGAAUAUAGUUUAAUUUGUUACUUUAAGCUUUUUUUGAGUUAUCGUUAAGAUGUUCUGUACAGUGUACUCUAGGCUGUAAGUAUGAGUUAGCCAGCGUUACAAAAAUAAUAUAGGGAACAUUGUGAUGUCUAUAUAUUACUGUAAAUUUUGUACAUAAACUGUGUAUUGUGAGUAUACAUUAUUAUAACUAUUACAACAAAA